Messenger RNA from Venustampulla echinocandica, 1578 nucleotides. Its product is annotated as General substrate transporter. Gene Ontology annotation, biological process: carbohydrate transport; transmembrane transport. Gene Ontology annotation, molecular function: carbohydrate:proton symporter activity. NCBI's taxonomy places the organism in Eukaryota, Fungi, Ascomycota, Leotiomycetes, Helotiales, Pleuroascaceae. Gene Ontology annotation, cellular component: membrane. The transcript has 3 exons. Bases 1 to 1578 code for a protein of 525 amino acids. The record is from RefSeq and is a predicted model, not a curated record.
AUGGGUCUCCUUCUAAAGAAGCCCUCAGACCAGGAAGGGUCAGCAGUACCUGCGAUUGUGAUCGGAAUCUUCGUUGCCUUUGGUGGCCUUUUAUAUGGCUAUGACACAGGCACUAUCGGCGGUAUCCUAGCCAUGAAAUACUGGCGGGAGCUUUUCUCAACAGGCUAUAUCAACCCCGUUGACGGUGGAUUAGACGUAUCGCCUUCUCAGUCUGCCGAAAUUGUCUCGAUUCUAUCUGCAGGCACCUUCUUCGGCGCCUUGGCUGCGGCACCAUUUGGUGAUAUGCUGGGUCGCAGGCCGGGGUUGAUUGUCUCUACUGUCAUCUUUACCCUGGGAGUAAUUUUGCAGACCAUUGCAACCGCAAUUCCCAUGUUUGUUGCUGGCAGGUUCUUUGCUGGCUUUGGUGUAGGAACAAUCUCCGCACUAGUGCCUCUCUACCAGUCUGAAACUGCCCCAAAGUGGAUUCGGGGUACCAUCGUCGGUGCUUAUCAGCUUGCCAUCACAAUCGGGCUCCUACUAGCUUCAAUUGUCAACAAUGCAACUAAGAAUCGAGCAGAUACCGGCUCUUAUCGUAUUCCAGUUGCUGUACAAUUUGCAUGGGCUAUCAUUCUCGUAGGGGGCAUGCUUUUCCUUCCUGAAACCCCCCGGUAUCUCAUCAAGUGCGGACAGCCAGAGAAAGCUGCGGAGUCUCUUGGCAGACUCCGAAGGUUGGACGUUUCCCACGUAGCUAUUCAACAAGAACUGAACGAGAUUGAUGCAAACCUCCGAUAUGAGCUGUCGCUGGGAAAAGCAACAUACAUUGAUAGCUUUAAAGGCACCGACGGCAAGCGUCUAGCAACUGGAUGUGCGCUCACGGCUCUGGCACAAUUGGCCGGCGUCAAUUUUAUCUUCUAUUACGGCACGCAAUAUUUCUCCAACUCUGGCAUUGACAACGCAUUUGUAGUAACAUUGAUCACAAACGUUGUCAAUGUCUGCUCGUCAUUCCCCGGUCUCUACUUGGUGGAGAAGUGGGGACGUCGCCCCCUUUUGCUCUUUGGUGCCCUUGGAAUGUGUGUUUCGCAAUUGCUGGUAGCUAUUGUCGGAACAACCGCCUCCUCGACCGUCGCAAACAAGGUGCUCAUUGCAUUUGUGUGCAUUUUCAUCUUUUUCUUUGCUUGUUCCUGGGGUCCUUGCAACUGGGUCGUCACCAGCGAGCUUUUCUCCCUCAAGGUCCGCGCCAAAUCGCUCUCUCUCGCCACAGCCACCAGUUGGCUUAUGAAUUGGGCAAUUGCAUAUUCGACUCCGUACCUAGUCAAUGAUGGCCCUGGAGAGGCUGGACUGGAGUCUAGGGUCUUCUUCAUCUGGUCUGGCUUCUGCUUGAUCAGUUCCUUCUUUGUCUAUUUCUGCAUCUACGAGACCAAAGGCUUGUCACUUGAGCAGGUUGAUGAGCUUUAUGACACAGUCAAGUCUGCUCGAAAGUCUGCAAAGUUCGUGCCAAUUGAGUCAUUCCAGGAUAAGGAAAAGAACGCCCUGAAGCUCGCUGAUCCGGCCCAGGCAAUGGACAGCAAAACAACUUCUGCCCACCUUGAAGAACUUUGA